This is a messenger RNA of Myotis daubentonii (Daubenton's bat), 2890 nucleotides long. RefSeq names its product cystathionine beta-synthase (gene CBS). NCBI's taxonomy places the organism in Eukaryota, Metazoa, Chordata, Mammalia, Chiroptera, Vespertilionidae. Gene Ontology annotation, cellular component: cytoplasm. The record is from RefSeq and is a predicted model, not a curated record. Gene Ontology annotation, molecular function: cystathionine beta-synthase activity.
CUCGCCCCCGCCUUCGGCCAAUCGUCCUCCAGCCACGCUCGGCCGCGGGGUCAGAGUGCCGCCCGCGCUGAGGGUCGCGUCUUCCAGGCCCCGCUGGUCUCGCCGCUGCUCGCCGAGAUCGGACGCUCCCCACUCGCCUCCUCCCCGCGCUCGGUCCAGAGCGAAGCAUGUCUUCUGAGACAUUCCAAGCAAAAGAGGGGGUGGCAGGGUGCCCCCACCUCUCCGGGACACACUCAGCCAAAAGGAGCCUGGAGCAGGGGCCCGCAGGGGACCAGGACACCAAGGACCACCUGUGGAUCCGGCCUGAUGCCCCGAGCAGGUGCUCCUGGAAGCUGGGCAGGCCCCUCACCGACUCGCCCCAUCACCACACGGCCUUGGCAAAGUCGCCCAAAAUCUUGCCAAAUAUCCUGAAGAAAAUUGGAGAUACCCCCAUGGUGAGAAUCAAUAAGAUCGGGAAGAACUUUGGCCUGAAGUGUGAGCUGCUGGCCAAGUGUGAGUUCUUCAACGCGGGCGGGAGCGUGAAGGACCGCAUCAGCCAGCGCAUGGUGGAGGAGGCCGAGCGCGCCGGCAUCCUGAAGCCCGGGGACACCAUCAUCGAGCCGACGUCUGGGAACACAGGGAUCGGGCUGGCCCUGGCAGCCGCGGUGAAGGGCUACCGCUGCAUCAUCGUGAUGCCGGAGAAGAUGAGCAUGGAGAAGGUAGACGUCCUGCGGGCGCUGGGGGCGGAGAUCGUGAGGACGCCCACCAACGCCAGGUUCGACUCCCCCGAGUCUCACGUGGGGGUGGCGUGGAGGCUGAAGAACGAGAUCCCCAAUUCCCACAUCCUGGACCAGUACCGCAACGUCAACAACCCCAUUGCUCACUACGACAGCACGGCCGAGGAGAUCCUGCAGCAGUGUGACGGGAAGCUGGACAUGCUGGUGGCUUCGGCGGGCACAGGUGGCACCAUCACAGGCAUCGCCAGGAAGCUGAAGGAGAAGUGUCCUGGAUGCAAAAUCAUCGGGGUGGAUCCCGAAGGCUCCAUCCUGGCUGAGCCCGAGGAGCUGAACCGGACGGAGCUGACGGCUUACGAGGUGGAGGGCAUUGGCUAUGACUUCAUCCCCACAGUGCUGGACCGGACGGUGGUGGACAAGUGGUUCAAGUGCAACGAUGAGGAGUCCUUUGCCUUUGCCCGCAUGCUGAUUGCGCAGGAGGGACUGCUGUGCGGUGGCAGCUCCGGCAGCGCCAUGUCGGUGGCCGUGAAGGCGGCCCAGGAGCUGCGGGAGGGCCAGCGCUGUGUGGUGAUUCUGCCCGACUCUGUCCGCAACUACAUGUCCAAGUUCCUGAGCGACAGGUGGAUGCUGCAGAAGGGCUUCCUGAAGGAGGAGGACCUCUCCAUGAAGAAGCCCUGGUGGUGGCACCUCAAAGUCCAGGAGCUGAGCCUGUCCACUCCGCUGACAGUGCUGCCCACGGUCACCUGCAAGCACACCAUCGAGAUCCUCCGGGAGAAGGGCUUCGACCAGGUGCCCGUGGUCGAUGAAUCGGGAGUGAUCCUGGGGAUGGUGACUCUGGGGAACAUGCUGUCUUCCCUGCUCGCUGGGAAGGUGCAGCCGUCAGACCAAGUUCACAAAGUCAUCUACAAGCAGUUCAAGCAGAUCCGCCUGACUGACCCGCUGGGCAUGCUCUCGCGCAUCCUGGAGAUGGACCACUUCGCCCUGGUGGUCCACGAGCAGAUCCAGUCACGGGACCAGGCCUUGGCAGGAGUGGUGGGGGGGCCUGCAGACCACAGCCCCGGGGAGUCCAGCAAGAGGCAGAUGGUGUUCGGGGUCGUCACCGCCAUUGACCUGCUGAACUUUGUGGCUGCCCGGGAGCGGGACCAGAAGACAAAGUCAGCAAAUGCCCUGGAAUCCAGAGUAGUCCAGCUCUGACCCCACACAUGCCACCUGCUCCUUUGCUCCCACAAACACUAAACAAGCCUGUGUGCCUUCUAACUGCCCAGGGCUGGGCACUGCCCUGUUGUUAUGGGCAGCAAUGAGCAGGUUUAGGGUACUUAGCCCAAGGCCAGCAGAAAUGUUUCCCUUAACACCUGACACUUGGAUGAAUCUAUGGUUUAUUAAAAUGUGCUUUUCUUUUUAACUUUCUCUUAAAAAAUGUUUCAACAAGGAAACCUUAUUAAAAGGGAACUCAGCCAGGUGGAUGAACCCAUGCCUGAGGGGGGCAGAAUGGCCUGGAAGCAGAAGAAGUGCCUUUUCUGGAGAAGAAUCCAGAUGGGGAGCAGCAGAAGGGGCUCAGGAAGUAAGGAUCAUUCAGUGACCCUCACACAGCAGCACUCUGCGCGGGGAUGGGCGGGUUAGAGUGGCUUGAGUAUUUUGGUUUUUAAUUGAGGUGAAAUUCACAUACCUAAAAUGAACAAGUUUUAAAUGUACAAUUCAGUGGCAUUUAUUACAUUCAUCUCUGCCAAGUUCAAAGCAUUUUCAUCACCCCCAGAAGCAGUCAUUCCCUCUCCCCCAUCCCUCCUGGCAGCACUAAUCUGCUUUACUAGUAUGUCUCUGUGAUUUACCUGUUGGGGAUAUUUCAGAUAAAUGGGAUCAUACAAUCUGGCCUUUUGUGUCUGGCUUAUUUCACUUAACACGUUUUCAAGGUUCAUUUUGUAGUAAGUAUCAGUACUUUAUUCCUUUUUAUGGCUGAAUAUUUCAUUGUGUGGAUAUACCACAUUUUGUUUACCUGUUUAUCAUUGAUGGACACUUAGGUAAUUCUCUCUCUCUGGCUAUUGUGAAUUGUGCUGCUAUAAACAUUCAUGUAUGAGUAUUGGUUUGAAUAACUAUUUUCAAUAAUUUUGGGUGGAUACCCAGGACGGGUUGCUGGGUAGUGUAAUUAAUUCUAUGGCUCAUUAAAGACCUGCCAGUCUGUA